Molecule: messenger RNA, 1660 nt
Organism: Syngnathus acus (greater pipefish)
Lineage: Eukaryota; Metazoa; Chordata; Actinopteri; Syngnathiformes; Syngnathidae
Product: histone-lysine N-methyltransferase PRDM9-like
Exons: 2
Coding region: 74-1075 (333 amino acids)
Cellular component (GO): nucleus
Source: RefSeq, a predicted model, not a curated record
AGUAAACAAGAGCAAAUUGAACUUGUUAUCGGUACACAUUUGCAGCUUCACGUAAGAAAUAUCGGCACUUAAAAUGUGUGCAAAAGGUGUGAAAGAAGAUUACGAGGAGGAACUUUGUGAAGCAAAUCAACUACCGGAUGCUCUUUUCAAGAAGCCUCAAGUUGUAGCACACGGAAUAGGAGAUCCUCAUCCUCAGCUGCAGGAAUGGAGCUCCGGAGUGCUGGAGGAGGAGUUGGAGCCACCUCACAUUAAAGAAGAGUGCCGUCCCAUUAAAGAAGAAGAGGAGGAAUGCGGGAUCUGUCAGGAGGGAGAGACGAUUCAAGAGUCGGAGGAUUCCAAUACCACUAAGUUGCCAGUGAAGCGUGAAGAUGAUAAUGAAGGUGAUGGAGACCAAUGUGGAGAAGGGUCACAAGCAGACAACCUCCUCUUAGCUCCACUAUCAGAUAGUGAGGCCAUAACCUCACACUCCUCUGACACUGAUGAACACACCAAUGGUGAUACGAUAUGUCCCUCUGAUAACAAAUAUGUGACAUGUUCCCAGUGUGACAAAACCUUUCCCAACAAGUCAAUGCUGAAAAGACACAUGAGAACACACAGUGGAGAGAAACCAUUUGCCUGCUCAAUUUGCGGGAAAACGUUCACAUGGAAGACAGGUAUGAUAAGACACAUAAGAACACACACUGGUGAGAAACCCUUUGUCUGCUCCGUUUGCGACGAACGAUUCGCUCAUAAGGAGCAACUGGGAAGGCACAUGACAACACACACGGGAGAAAAACAUUUCGCAUGUUCACUUUGUGGGAAAAUAUUCACAUGGAAGACUGGUUUGAUGAGACACACAAGAUCUCACACUGGGGAGAGACCCUUUGCCUGCUCAGUUUGUGGUAAAACAUUUAAUCAGAAGACAACUUUAAUAAGGCAUAUAAGAACACACACUGGGGAGAAACCUUUUGUCUGCUCAGUGUGUGGCCAAAGAUUCACCCAAAAGGGAAAUUUAGAAAAACACACAAGAAGUCACACUUUGAUUCUCCCCAGUGUCAACUUUCGCCUGCUUAAUCUGCCGCCUGACUUUCAAUAAUCGUACAGGAUUGGUUCAACUCAGCACACAAAAACCAGUUUUAUAUUCAUAUUGUGGGAAACCACCGUGAUAGACACACUGACAGCACACACAACAGUAGUAAUAUUCUGCUUGAUGAUUGAUUUUUGUUUCGGUUUUGUUAGUUUUAAUAUUUUUUCUUUUAUUAACAUAUGGAGUGUUUGUGGAAUACAAGAUGGAAAAAGGCUGUUUAAUAUUGUGUAAUAAAUUAAAGUACAAUUCCCAGUUUGAUUGCUUCUGUAUAUAAAUUCUCCAGAGCAAACCCCUCUGCUAAAAUUGUUCAGAAAUACCUGUCAUGAUAGUUUAAAGCAACAAUAAAUAGAUACCACAAAGUAUGACCCAAAAACAAACAAAUCUUAAUACCUUUUUAAUGUAUCACUUCAAUAUACUUCAUCGAGACGAAUAUAUAUUCCUACUUGGCGAGGAUUUGGCGCCGUCUCGUGGCAUGUUCUGGUAUAUAAAAUCCUAUACAAUGGAAAACGCCAAGAAGGAAACCCUUCAAAUGAUUUUAGCUGCACUGAGUAUGUGGCAAGAAAAGUGGCAUACUGAAUAAAUAAAAGUCAUUGU